AUGGAGAAGAGAGUUAUAAGGAGGUUGCGACCACAGGCAAAAGGUUACGAAGAUAACACAGUGAAGCAAGCAGAGGCUCUCCGCCUUAUUUCCCUCCUCUGUCGCACAAUUCCUGCUCGCCAGAGUACCCGUGGCAGCAUUCGGACCUGCUGCUGCUCUGGUCUGUCGCUCUGCAGAUCUGUUUGCUUCUCUGGUCUGUCGCUCUACAGAUUUGUUUGCUGCUCUGGUCUGUCGCUCUGCAGAUCUGUUUGCUGCUCUGGUCUGUCGCUCUGCAGAUCUGUUUGCUGCUCUGGUCUGCCGCUCUACAGACCUGCUGCUGCUCUGACCUGCUCUGCCACCCUGGUCUUCUGCACUGCAGCGCUGGUCUACUGCUCUGCCCUGCCGCUCUGCAGACCUGCUCUACCAUUAUGGUCUUCCGCACUGCAGCGCUGGUCUGCUGCUCUACCCUGCCGCUCUGCAGACCUGCCCUGCUGCUCUGCAGACCUGCCCUGCCGCUCUGCGGACUUGCUCUUCCUCUUUGGUCUGUCACUCUGCAGACCUGCUCUUCCGCUCUGCAGACCUGCUCUUUCGCUCUGCAAACUUAGUCUUCUACUCUGGUCUGCCACUCUGCAGACCUGCUCUACCGCUCUGCAGACCUGCCAUGUCGCUCAGCUCUGCUACGUUAUGGAAACCAGCCCCUGCUGGUAG
Messenger RNA from Zingiber officinale, 687 nucleotides. Its product is annotated as keratin-associated protein 10-4-like. Bases 1 to 687 code for a protein of 228 amino acids. Lineage: Eukaryota; Viridiplantae; Streptophyta; Magnoliopsida; Zingiberales; Zingiberaceae. The record is from RefSeq and is a predicted model, not a curated record. The transcript is spliced from 4 exons.